GUAUCCUAAAAUCAUUAGUGUUGUGUAGUUCGUCGUUCGUAGUGGUGUCUCGUUACGCGAGUUCUUAAAAUUCUGAGAAGUUUUUUUUAUCAUUUACGAUUAUCGCCCAAUUACCUUUUUCCUAUUUGUAUAGAGGUUUAUUAAACAAUCUAUGUGUUCGAAUUGUGCAGUGCGUGAUCGGAUUCAAAAUAGUCUUAUUCAGAAUAAUUUCAAAUCUGAUAUUUUAGUGGUUCGUUUAAUCAUUAAGACUGAAAAAUAGUAAUUUUUCGAUUGAAACAAAGACAAUAAUUUUCGUGGUGCUAAACAAAACAUUUGUUCAUUUCGAAGUACGUCCUUUUUAUCUUAAAAAGUGAUUAAAGAACUGUCUUUGCAAUGACAAUAGAGAACAUGUAAAUCUGUCGUAUAAUACACCGAGAAAAGUAAACACUAACCUAGGUUAUAGCCUUAUACAUAUGGUAUGGUUAUUAUAUAUCGUGUAGAGGUUGUUGAUGAUGAGAUAAUUUCACGUAUACUCAUAGGUACAAAAAAUUAGUGACUCCAUCCAUCAGUCGAAUCGUACGAAUCGGUUGGUGUGUUUGGUAUUAAAGCAAACAAAAGUGUAUUAUAAGAUAUAAAGUUACAUAAUGUGAUAACGAACUACUACCGAUAAAAAAUUGGAACUAAAAUUGUUAAUUAAAAUUAGUGUGAUAUCUCUGUAAAUACGUGAACUUAUGUGAUAUCAAUUAGUGCUUUACACUUUACAACGCUGCCUUGAAUGCUCAUGAAAUGACCGUUACUUACACCGCUGAAGUUGCCACAUGUAGAGGAUUCGGUUGCUUUCUCAAAUUACUAUUUAGAUGGCGAGGCAGCAUUUACAAGCUAGUAUGGCUAGAUUUAGUGUGCUUUUUAUUUAUAUAUUACUUUUUGAACAUAAUGUACAGAGCAGUAUUAGACGAAAGUCAGAAGAGAAUAUUCGAAGGAGUAGUGAAGUACUGUGCAGCGUAUAGUAAUCUUAUUCCACUCUCGUUUGUGUUAGGCUUUUAUGUUUCAAUUGUGAUGACUCGAUGGUGGCAACAGUAUUCAUCGAUUCCAUGGCCCGAUUCGUUAGGGGUCUAUGUCUCGGCCAAUGUCCACGGUCAAGAUGACAGAGGCCGUCUAAUGCGUCGUACAAUAAUGCGUUAUGUUUGCUUAUGUCUUACCAUGGUUCUAACGAACAUUUCUCCCCGAGUGAAAAAACGAUUUCCAACGUUACAACAUCUCUAUCAAGCUGGUCUCCUAGCAGAAAAUGAGAAAAUUGUUAUGGAAACGUUCAACAGUAAAUUUAAAAGUUAUUCGAAGCAUUGGAUGCCCAUUGUGUGGGCAGCAAGUAUUAUAACACGUGCACGAAAAGAGGGACGAAUUCGAGACGAUUUUGCAGUUAAGACGCUAAUCGACGAACUAAAUAAAUUUCGCGGUCAAGCUGGACUUCUUAUUGCAUUCGAUACGAUUAGCGUUCCUUUGGUUUACACCCAAGUCGUGACACUUGCCGUCUAUUCGUAUUUUGUAACGGCUGUUGUGGGUCAGCAAUGGGUGGAAAAUAAAACGAUAGAGGAGGGAUUCCUGAACAUGAUCGAUAUGUAUUUUCCCAUAUUCACGUUGUUACAGUUUUUCUUUUACAUGGGCUGGUUGAAAGUGGCCGAAUCGCUGAUUAAUCCGUUCGGUGAAGAUGACGACGACUUCGAAGUGAAUUGGAUGGUUGAUCGAAACCUUCAAGUGGCCUACAUGAUUGUCGACGAAAUGCACAACGAUCAUCCGGAAUUGAUCAAGGACCAAUACUGGGAUGAAAUCUUUCCAAACGAGUUGCCUUACACAACCGAAACCAUGGCAUUCAAGGAAAGCCAUCCGAUGCCAUCAACAGCAAACAUUCCUGCUGCGUUGAAUGCACGUCAAGGAGGAAAAUUUGACGAAAUGGUCGGUAAAAGUGUAUAUUCCGUUAAUUACAAGUUCCCAGACAGUAAUAUCGAGGGUGACGACGCAGCGUCAGGAAUUCAUUUCACCGCUGGUCGUAAUAGAGGGUCACGUCAUGGUUCGUCAGCGAGUGUGUCCAGCAUGGCAGUACCCAAUUCAAUGACAAGGACUAACACAGUUGCUUCGGCUUUGAAAAGAUUCUUCAGUACGGACAGUUCUAAGUCAGCACCGAUUCCAUCUCCUGAUAUUCGUCUCACUGGAUCAGCCAGCUCUGCUAGUAUAUCAAAUCAAUAUCCAUCAAGAUAUCCCGCAGGCAGCAUGAAAAUAACGGACCAGACGAUUGAAGAAGUAGAUGAACAAUUGACAAUAACGUCGAUGCGUGCCAACGAACCUCGGCCAACUGCUCAAAGUAUUUUCAUGCCACCACCGAGUCAACCAGUCGAUGUUCCGACCACAACGUAUAUGGCCAGAAAUUACAACCGUAUGCAUUCAACCGUUGAGCCUCCCACCUCCAAUUCAUUCAUUUUCCCGAUGAACAAUGCUGAUAUGGAAUAUUUUGUCAGUGCAUCAGCACCCACUCCCACCAUCGAAUGUCCUGACACACAAAAUUCACCGAACGAUGAUGGCUUCGAUUUUAACAUUAAUUUCAGAGAAAUUGAACAAACUGAACCUCAGACGUUAGACGAAGAUGAUGAUUUCGAGAAAUUGCGGCUGGCACGUGAAAAAGAGCGACUCGAACGACAGAAACAGAAGCUGGCAAGGUCAAUAAGUACUCAGCCGAAUCAGAAUCCUUGAAUAAAUGAUUAAUUUAGUGUAUUACUUGAACAUCACCGAAUGAUAUGUUUUUAUAUAUAUAUUCCUAUCUAUUCCUAAAAAUGCAUCGCUUUAAUCGCUUUAAUUAAUUUAUUUUAAAUACAGAACCGUGAUCGAUUCAUUCACUAGGACCAA
Messenger RNA from Bradysia coprophila, 2874 nucleotides. It is a transcript of the gene Best1, whose product is annotated as bestrophin 1. The record is from RefSeq and is a predicted model, not a curated record. Gene Ontology annotation, molecular function: chloride channel activity. Lineage: Eukaryota; Metazoa; Arthropoda; Insecta; Diptera; Sciaridae.